UCGGCGCUGGCACAGAGGUUCAGCUCGGACGCAGGAUGUAGCUCCGGCUCCUCAGUGGCCUGGGUCACUGCGCCUGGGAGCCGCCGCGUGUUAUGUCCCGGCUGCGCCUUUGGUUGCCACGGCUCUUCCUCACGUGGCAACAACUGUGGCUUCUAGUCCAGGCAUUUCAGCCUCCGGAGUGGGCCCUGGGCCCCGUCCAGGUGACCCCCAACCCCCCCGCGGCUGACCGAGGCUUGGUCUUCACACGCCUCAGACCCCCCUCCCAAAUUGCCCCAUGCCCUUACACCCUGGCAGAAGCCGGGAGCUUUAAUUACUUGACGUCCUCGUCUCCAGUCCAGAUGUCGGCCCCGCCUCAUCAGGAGUUGACUGAGACUGAGGUUCCACACGCGGACACGGAUUCGGUUGGGGAGCUGCCUACAGGGCCAGAUCAGUUUGCUGUUCCACAUCAGGAUCUGAAUAACAAGCAAACCCAACAUCAAAAGCUCCCAGAGGAAGUUCCAGUGCUGGAUUGGAAUCAGAAUCAGGCCUUGGUUCUGCCUUCUCGACGCAAACGUAAGACUAAAAACAUAGGUCUAGAUCAGGCCGAAGGUCACCAAUCAUUUGAAAUACUUGUUCCACCUCUAGGUAGUAAGAGCUCAAAACCAGUGAAGUUUAUUGUUUCACCCCCAAACCUGAAGAAAGAUCUAGUUCAGCAUCAACGGCUUGCCAAAGUUGUUGUUGGAACUAUAGGCCAAUUUGAAAAAAACCCUCAGGGUCUAGAACAACAGUUAGCAGGGUGAUUAUUCAGAUCCCAGUAUGGAUGCCUUUUAUCAUGAGGACAGCCUACCUACGGAUUUUCUGGGGAGCCCAGAUGAACCUCCAGAGCCCCCUGUGGAAGCUGAAAUUUCUCCAUCCCAGCAGGAGGCCCAAACUGGUCAUUCUAGAGCUCACUGAGGAGGCUGAAUCUUUACCCCAGCAAGAGGCCCCUGCUCAGCAUCCACAGACCCCUGAGGAGGUUGAAUCUUUUUCACCCCAGGCAGAGGCCCAGGCUCCGCAUCCAGAGCCCACUGAAGAGGUAGAACCACCUCCACUUCAUCAGGAGGCUCCAUCUCAGCCUUCAGAGGCCCCUGAGGAACUAGAAACUUCAAGUCCUCAGGAGGCCCUAGCCCAGCCUUUGGAGACACUUAAGGAGGUUGUAGUUCGACCAGUAGCACAUCAUGGGGUAAAUGAAACUCAGCAGUCAAACUUGUACAAUGUCACUGUUAAACCUCUGGAUCUGGCACUGACCAUAACUCCACAGGUCACCAAAGAGGUUGAACCUUCUCCAGUCCAGCAGGAGACCCCAUCUCAGCCUCCAGAGAGCCCUGAGGAGGUUGAACCUCCGCCAGUCCAGCAGCGGGCCCCAUCUCAGCCUCCAGAGCUCCCUGAGGAGGUUGAACCUUCUCUACUCCAUCAAGAGGCCCCAACUCAGACUCCAGGGUUCCCUACUGAGUAUGUACUUCAAAUUCCAGUGAGUGAUGAGGUAGCAUCUCUCCCUGGCGUUCAGCGUCACGCUCAUUCAAACUUGCCCAGUGUUGCACUUCAACCUCUGGAUUUGGAACUUACCAUCACUCCAGAGCCCACUCCGGAAGCUGAAUUUCCUACAGCUCAGCAGGAGGCCCUGGCUCCACCUCUUGAGCAUCCCGAGGAGACAGAAUCUUCUCCAACCCAACAAGAGACCUCAGCUAAGCCUCCAGAGCCUCCUGGAGAGGUUGAGCCUUCACGUGAGCGGGAGCAACCAGCUCCGUCUUCUGAGCCUCCUGGGGAAGUUGAACCUUCUCCAACCCAGCAGGAGACUACAGGUCAGACUCCAGAGCCUCUUGUGGAAGCUGAGCCUUCUCCAAGUGAACAGGAACAACCGACUCAGCCUUCUGAGCCUACAGAGCCUCCAGAGGAGGUGAAGCCAGCAACCCAGCAGGAGACCCCAGCUCAGCUUUCAGAGUCUUUUGGAGAAGCUGAAAGUUCUGCAACCCAGGAGGAAGCCUCAGCUCAGUCUCCAGAGCCCCCUAAUGAGGCAGAAUCUUCUCCAACCCAGCAGGAGAUCCCAGCUCUGUCUCCAGCAGAGACAGAACCUUCUGCAGCCCUGCAGGAGCAACCAGCUCAGCCUCCAGAGCCUUCUUGA
This is a messenger RNA of Balaenoptera acutorostrata (minke whale), 2140 nucleotides long. Its product is annotated as leucine-rich repeat-containing protein 37A-like. Bases 800 to 2140 code for a protein of 446 amino acids. Lineage: Eukaryota; Metazoa; Chordata; Mammalia; Artiodactyla; Balaenopteridae. The transcript has a single exon. The record is from RefSeq and is a predicted model, not a curated record.